GCGCAGCGGUGACGGGGCGGGGGGGGUCUCCAGCAGCGCCCCCGGACGGAAAGCGGCUACUCGGCGGGCGGCACGUGUGCGGCCUCCUGUGCCCGGGGCAGCCGGGAGCGGCGGCGCCCGGCCCCGCAGCAGCUGCGCCCGCUGAGCGGGGUGGUCGACAAUAAAAGUUGCCAAAUGAUGAGGAGAACGCUGUUCUGCUUGGUUUUGGAAACGCAGAAACUCAGCGCGUGAUAGCAGCCGAGUAGCCUAGCCAUAGGUGCGAGGAAGGCGCUUCGGCGUAUGUGGAAACGCGUGUCGAGGUUGUUGGGUUAAAUAGGAGGGUGCCUGCGCGCCCCUGACCUGAGCAGGGUUGCAUCACUGAAGGGUGCAAAAAUCAGGAAGUGUGAUCGGUUGGCUUGCUGGGCCGGGAAAGCGGAGCGCCCUGGGCAGGUUAACCAGUAAUGGUAAGGACAGGUAGGAGCGAUCUGGGAACUUUAACGUUUCUUAAUAUCUGUAAAACUGUGCUGCGUUCGGUAAGCGAUCCGAGUUGCCUCCUGCUUCGCUGUGCCGGCCGCUGCACCGUCCUGAGGUCACGCAGGCAGUGAUCCUGAAAAGGAAGAAUACUGUGUAGGGUAUUUGUAGGCAGUCCUGUUGGACAGGAAAAUAAUCAAGGGUUUCUAGUAACUCUUCUGCAGCUUUUAAGAUACUCAAGAUUAAAGAAUUGUACAUUAUAGAUCCUUUUGGAAGUAUAAUACUACAGCAACAACAACAAAAAUCAGUCAACUUCUAGUUUUACCAUUUUAUUUGAGGCUUAAUGGAAAAGAUUUUGUGCUGUAAAUAACUGUCCUGUUAAAAAUUAUUUAGCAGCUCUGGAUUGGUUUUGGGAGGACACGGUAGUCUUCAACAACGACCUGAGCAUUUCUAGGUGGGAGGGAGGGAGAUGGAAAUCUGGAUUUCAGCCCUCUCUUACAUGUAGUAACUAACCUUUGUCUGUCUUGCUUAUGGGGGAGGGGGGAAUUGGGCGGCAGGAACUCAUUUGUUUGUUUGAUUUGGAUGGAAGUUUUUGGCAGUUAGAAAAAAUAAUCUUACUGCUGUCUCAGAGAAGACCCAGGCAAAGCAGUAGCAAAAAGCAAAAUGGAAGGAGAUGCUUUGGGCGCUGUUCACAGUCUGGCUUUAAUUGGCUUGCAGGAGUGGUGUUUAUGCAUAAUCAUUAGCAUAGCGUUCCUGAACAAUAAGCUUAGUGAUUAUUUUGCCUUUUUAUUUUUUUUGCCCCUUAUGUGGCCUGUAGCUUGGCAAUUACAAUGAUAAAGGAGGUUCCAUCGCUAAUUCUCUGGGAAAUUCAAGAUGGUUUCACCUGAAUCAUUAUCUGUGAAGUCUGCCCGAGUUGCUUAUGCUCUGCACAGAUCAGAUGAUUAUAUAUGGUCUUGGCUGCUAGCAUUUACAGCUAUGAAAUUCUAUUUAAAAGAAGUUAAGAAUACUGGAUAUUGCUCUUUAGACUUAAAUAUUUGACAAUUAGAGCAGUUCAAAGUUUAACAACCUCUCAUUCAUAGUAAUAAAUACAUAAAGGUAGGCAGUGUACAGAAUUUGAGAAAUAAAGAUUGUUCAAGAUACUGUGAAGAUAUGAAAUGUGAAAUAUAAAACUGCUUUGAAGUCUCAUAUCUGGCUUUGUCAAGAUUUAAAAAAGGUAAAGCUCGCAAGGCUCCUCAUUUAGUGUUUUUAAAAUGCAAGUCUGUAAUGUGACUUCACUUCAAAAUCUUGUUUAGAAAAAGGUUGAUUUUCUCUUUUCAGUACUAUUCCAUAAUAUUGCUUUCCAUAAUCAUGAUAUUUAAAAAUUGACAUUUUAAUGUCAGAAUGCUUAUAGAAGCACAGAAACUUUCCUAUAUAUACGCACACUAAACAAUGUCUAUAGACAGUAUUGUUAGAACAAAAUGAAGUGUCAGCAAUUUUGCUAAUUUUGAGUGAAAAUACUGGCUUGCCCUGAACUUGCCUUGCCUUAUUGCUUGGGGGGAAUAAAUUGUUCUUGACAUGUUCGAUGUAUUACCACAAUGAAAGGAAGACGUAAGCUAUCUGCAAACAUUAGCAAAUUUAUAAAGAAAAAAUCCAGGAUUUGUGGGUUACUGUUUUAAUAAACAGAUAACCUUAGUUUUUCACUGAAGAUACUAGGACAAUAUUAAAAACUUAAUGUAGGAGCUGAUAUGGCCCUUGCAGUCAGUGUUCUUGCAGCAGGAAGGAGCUGCUGGUGCUGUCUCUUCAGCACUGCUGCUUUGUUUCAGCUUCUGCAAAAGCAUUUAUUCUGCAUGGAUUCCUUAGUUUGUCUCAGUUUUUUUCCAGCUUUUAUCUCUUACUGCCAAGAAAGAGAAGUGAUGGAAACCCAGACAGUUCCUUCAGCUUGCCCUGUAUCACUGUCAUACUAAUCCAUUCAUACUUGAGGUAAAUGUAUACCUUGUUAAUCCACCUGUAUUGCAACUAAUCCUGCUUGUGAACGGUUAUUUAGGCGUAGUAAGGAGUUGGCACUUACUUCAGUACAAAUGAAGUGGCCUGUGACACUAGGGCUCAUGAAAUGAGCCACAUAAUUUUUGGCAUUAUUGCUGAAAAUACCAAUGUAUGGGGUGGGGGUGGCAGACAGGGAGGGCAGGUGGAAGGAUGACGAAGGCCUGUUUGGGUUUCAUGAGGGAAAAGUUUUGUUUCUCUGGUCCUGGAAUCUGGUUACAGGCUAGAUGCUGACUAGUGUUGGGGAAGCUGUCAGGUGCUUUUAACAUCAGUUUGCUUUUGCUAAUGUUACUCUGCUGUUAGCAAAACCACUGAACAUGAAGGAUUAGAGAAGCUUGAGAAAGACUGUGCAGCAUCUGUUUGUGUGUUCUUGGCACAUACCAAGGGGUUUUAACUUUAAAUUUUUGCGGAACUGCCGGAAUGAUGUUCCUACAUCCUGUGAAUGCAUUUACCUGUCAGUGUUUCUUGCUCUAGGAAAUACUGCUUUGCUACCAGGUGAGAAUUCAGUAGGAAAUUAGGUUCUUCAGCAAUCCAUGAAAAUAAAGGGAAGUAAAAAUUGCAUUUUCAAUUAAAAAUUCAUUCUUUAUAUUGAUGUAGAAGCAGCAAGUGAGGGUGCAGAAAGCUCAAAGUUAUGCACUGUGUUACAGGUGUAUGUUUCCUUUGAUAGGAAGGUAUGGUGGCCAAUUAAUCUAGGAUGGCUGAAGUGGGUACUACCUGCAAGCUUUAGUUGCUGCCCAGUUUCUGUGGCAGGGACAGCUGUGAGAAAUGUGUUCCAGCUGCUUCAGUUUAUUGUACACUGCUUCCUGCUGUCCCUCUCCACGCGUAGCAAUUUUGGGGGAGAGACAAGGUGGAUAAAUACUGUGUUAAGUGCUUAAGUUAGAAGAGGUCUUUGGUUUCCCUUGAGAGACCAAUCUUGCAAGUCACUUUCAGGUAACUUCCCCAUUUUGCAGGCAAAAAUCUUUUCCUCUAGUUUUGCCCUUUUAUGCUGAUCUGUGUUUAAGUCCUUUCCUCAGUGUUAAUGCUUCUGGGCUUGUAUUCUUCCUUAGUUAUCUGUGGCUCAGCUAAACGAUAACUCUUCUGUGAAAGAGAACUCUUAAGUAGCUCUUGCAUCCUGUUUAAUCUUAGUCAUACUGAGGUUUUCUUAACUCAGCAUAGAUGUAUUCUAGGAACGGUCUCGAUUGUGGGCAGUUGACGGAAGCAUUUUUUUAAGCAACCCCCAGAAAAAUUUCUACCAGAUGGCAAGUGAAUGUGCAUACAGCUUUACACUGCCAGUUAUCAUUGAAUUUACUUCAGUACCUUAGUCUGAAAUGUUUCCCUCUUAAUGUAUUACUCUGGUUACUUUCCCUGGACCUGUUAAUUUGAGUCUUCCUAGUAAUGUUCUUCUCUACCAGAGUUUAAAAAAACAAAACCCAAAACCAGCCCAUGCCUCUGUGUUGCUGCUUCGUAUUUAAAUGGUUUUUGCAAUGUAUCACUGAAUAUUUGCAUGAGUGUCCUGUGCUUCUUGCUUUCUCUCCAACAUCAUUGGUAAAAUCAGAUGAUGGCAUGGUCACUUCAGAGUGACAUGUUGUCACUCCUGAUUUGCUUAGUUCUUAGUCUUGGUUCAGUUAAUAUGUGUACAUAUAUGGAGGUGCUUUAGUGUUUUCCUAAAGAAGGUAGUGACUUGCAUGAUAGAUUUUUUGGGGGUAGUUUUUUUUUUCCCCUUGCUUGUUUGUUUUUCAUAUUUGCAUAGAACAUGCUACUAAGUCAGUGUGCUGGAAGCCCUUCCCCUACCCCCAUGUGAUUCAGUAGCCAUACAGAUGUGGGAGAUAGUCUUGUAUUAAAAGACAUUUGUAACAUCUGCAUGCUGAAACUCCCAUGCAGAUAGGAUAUAUGAUCUUGAAAUAGCUGUCUCUUUCUUGAAAGUGCAGUUGUAAUGGCUCCGGGAAGUCACGUAAACUCUGAGCAGAACACUUAGCCUCCUGAACCCUUGAGGAUUAAAUCUUCCAGGAUUUUUGUUUACGAAAUUUAGCAUCCAUUUCCAUCCAAACAAGUUGCUUUUUGCUACUAAAAACGUCAGUCUUAGAGGGACUGUCUUUCCAGUUUUCCAAUGACUUCAGUUACUGUAGGUUGAAUGUUGUUUCUAUGCUACAUUGUGCUGCUGCAUUUUUAGAAUAACUUCAGUGAGACUGAAGGCUUAAAAAAAUGGAGGUUAAUUAGCAACAGUGUAUUUGCAGUGGUGUUUUCUCAACAUUGGAUUGUGUUGUAUGUAUUAUGGACCUUGUGCUGGGUUGAUAUUCAGUGUUAAAUAUGUGGCAGUUUAAGUGGUUAUGUUUGAGUUUUAAACAUCUGAAAUUAAAACUGUAAUUUCUGAGCAUGUAACUGAUCAUUGAGAUAAUUAGGAUAGCAGUGGCCACAUUUUUAGAUAAGGUCAUGUUUGCCAUCUGCAGGGCUCAGAAAAUAUUAGUAGGGUGACUAGAUGGUAUAUUAAGUGAAGCUACUAUUUUCAAAUGCGUAGAUCUAGAUUUGAAUUAAAUAAUGAAUGAAAAUAAAUCUGACUGAUAUUCUUCCAUGAAACUUAUGUUGAAGUAAUGUUCAGAAAUGCCAUUCCUUUUUUCCCUCAUGAGGGCAGUCAAGCAGGGGAACAGGCUCCUGGAGAGGUUGGGCAGGCUCCAUCCUUUGAGGUUUCCAAGACCAGCUUGGAUAAAGCCCUGAAUGACCUGGUCUGAUACCAGAGCUGACCCUGCUUGGAGCAGGAAGUUGGACUGCAGACCUCUGGAGAUUCCUUCCCACCUGAAUUAUCCUGUGAUCCCAGCUUAGGACCUGGUUAUGCUAAGUGUUCAGGUGUUACGCAGACAGAAGGGUGUGUUACACUGUCCCUAAUCCACUCUCUCAAGGUCGUCCUGGCGGCUAAAAAGUCUUUCUUAAAGUAAUGCCCACAGAAGUAACUUCAGCUGAUGUUACGCUGUCGGUGUCUAGUCUCCAUCUGAGACAGAUCUACCUGUCUCUUUUGCAAGCCCUUUCUCUAACUUAACUAGAUUUUGUUAAUCUAGUUGCUGGUUUAGAUUCAUUAUGUUGAUAAGCUUCCACUCAAACAGUCUCGCUAAUUGUCAGAUAACACAUACUUUAGGUAGAAAUGGAAAUGAGUAUGCAGAAAAGAAGAAUAAAAACAAAGAUGGUACCUGGAGGAUGUGUUAGUCUAAUGAAGCCAAAAAUUCUAUAGAGAUGCAGCAGACAUUUAGAAGAGAUUCAAACAAGAGUUGUCUUUUGAAGAUGAGGGGGCUUAAUGAACAGGCAGAUGGAGCAGAAGGUGGCUAUUUGUUUCCUAAUAUUACUGGGACUUGAUAAUAAAGAUUCAGAUUGAGAAUCCUGCAGGAUGGGUGAGCAGAAACAAGUGAAUUAUCACAUCACUGCAGAAAUUUGAAGAAUAUUGCAAUCCUGAAAGAAGGAAACACUGCAGAGGAUAUGUUUCAUAGAAGACCAAAAAAAAAGUGAAGAAAAAAAAAAACCUCAAGGCAUUUACAGUAGAGCUGUGACUGAGUGAACUUGAAGUUUGUGGAGUCCCUAAUGCCAGGUUAAUUCUCACAUGGAUCAGAGAGCCAAAACUGAGGACAAGACCGCAAGGAAAUCCUGGCUUAGUUUUAGAGGUAGCUGUUGGAAUUUACCAAGCUGCAGAAUAAAAUCACUUAAAAUUGUGGAAGGAAAAGAGUGAUAACGACUAUUUUAGUGAUGGGCAAUGUCACUUGAACCUUUCAUGAUCCUUGCAUUAUGUUUAAGUCCUUUAGAUGAGUGGGUGGGAUGGAGAUGAGGGGCAGAGUUCUCUCCCCCUUUUUUUUUUGCUGUUUCUCCCCACAGUCCUAUGCAUGGUAAGACUAGGAAAUGUCCUUGAGGAGUUUCGUUCCACUGUGGAGCCUGUGCUGAGAUUUCCUACCCCCGUAGAACAACUUCCUUCCAUUCCCCCCACAGCUGGCUCCACCGGGAGGAGAGUUAUCACUGGCCAAGGCUAGGCCAGGAUACUACAGUCCUCACUGUCCCUCCUGCUGGAGCAGAGAGAGGUGAUGGAGCUGCCGUCCUUCUAACUUCGAGGCAAGCAGAGGCCGAUGGAACUGAGUAAUGUGGAGGAGAAGACAAAACCCGAUGUCUUAAACUAUGGAUGGUGAUAGCUCUACAACAGAUGCUUCUCAGUUAGGAAUUGCUGGAGAUUAUAUUGGCAGCAGUCACUAUGUGAUACAGCCUCAUGAUGACACAGAAGACAGCAUGAAUGAUCAUGAAGAUACAAAUGGCUCAAAAGAGAGUUUUAGAGAACAAGAUAUAUAUCUUCCAAUUGCAAAUGUGGCGAGGAUAAUGAAAAAUGCCAUACCCCAGACAGGAAAGAUUGCUAAGGAUGCAAAGGAGUGCGUACAAGAGUGUGUAAGUGAAUUCAUCAGCUUUAUAACGUCAGAAGCAAGUGAGAGGUGUCACCAAGAGAAAAGAAAAACGAUCAAUGGAGAGGAUAUUCUCUUUGCCAUGUCUACCCUGGGAUUUGAUAGCUAUGUUGAACCUUUGAAGUUGUACCUCCAAAAAUUCAGAGAGGCAAUGAAAGGAGAGAAAGGAAUUGGAGGAACAGUUACAACUGGAGAUGGUCUAAGUGAGGAGCUCACAGAGGAAGCAUUUACUAACCAGUUGCCAGCAGGCUUAAUAACUACAGAUGGCCAACAGCAAAAUGUUAUGGUUUAUACAACGUCUUAUCAACAGAUCUCUGGUGUUCAACAAAUUCAGUUCUCGUGAUUUGAAGAAAACUUUGGAUCUGGAAACGUCAGACAAAAGCUGUGCAACUGUAACGAAGAGACAGUUUUAAUGACUGGUGAAGAGAUUUAUCUCUUUGUAUAUUAAUAGCUGUAAUGUAGCUACCUGAAGCUUGACUAAUUGAGGUGUGAAUUCUGACUCAAAUCUUUUUCAUGAAUGAUUUUAAAAAAAUUGGAUUUUAAAGGUAUUAAAGUAUUUUUGUUUUGUACAAGAGUUUGUUGCUCUGUAUAACUCCUGUAUGCAUUGUAUAUUGCAAUUUAUUACUGUCAGAGAUUUGUAGACAGUUUCUUAUUUUCAUAUUGAAUCAUGUUACUUUUGUAAUUCAGGUAAACAGCUGGGUUAAUUCAUGUUUACCCUUUGAAUAAAAUUGCAAGGGUAAAGUUCAUUUUUGAAUGCAAGUUGCCUUUAUUAUAAAGAUUGAGUUGGUCUUGGUUAUGUAAUUUGUCUUGCAUGACAACCUCAACUAACUUUACAUGUCAUUGUAUUUAUUGAAAUUUUGAAAGGGACUUUCUCAUGAAACUAGCAGCUCAGAAGAAUUGCUACCACUGUUUUUUAUGUAAUGUUAGAAUUAAAAAAUAAUCCAGAAACAAACAAUUGUUCUGUUACAUCUAGAAGCUUAGAGCUCUAUCAACAGUGUUAAUUAAAACACUGUGUAUGAUGCAGGUCUUCAUUUCAUUUUUUUUUUUUUUUCAGUCUCAUUAACUCUCCUUAGACUUAUUCUGUUAUAUUUAAGGUAGUCUUUGUGCUACUGAAAUGACUCUUCCUUUUUACGUAUCUUUUUUAGAAUCCAAACCUUCGAAUUCAACUGUAGUGGGGGGGAGGGGGAUUUUAUAGUUCUUGUGGUAAAAGACCUCAUUUUAACUUUUUACUGAAAUGUUUUAAGGUUUCUUGUGAGACUAUGGGAACUAAAAUGUGUUAGCAGCUUUCUCUGUACAGGCUGCGUGCAUGUGCGAGUGACUGAAACUUUGAACGAGUGAUAACAAAUCUGAAAUGAAAGACUCAGACCUCUAGUUUGCUGUCUCUUUCCUGGUUUUGCAAUAAACUAUACCUAGAUAAUGUA
Messenger RNA from Dromaius novaehollandiae (emu), 8290 nucleotides. It is a transcript of the gene NFYB, whose product is annotated as nuclear transcription factor Y subunit beta. Lineage: Eukaryota; Metazoa; Chordata; Aves; Casuariiformes; Dromaiidae. Gene Ontology annotation, molecular function: protein heterodimerization activity; RNA polymerase II cis-regulatory region sequence-specific DNA binding; DNA-binding transcription activator activity, RNA polymerase II-specific. The transcript has 7 exons. Gene Ontology annotation, cellular component: nucleus; CCAAT-binding factor complex. Gene Ontology annotation, biological process: regulation of transcription by RNA polymerase II. The coding region runs from base 6595 to 7212 and encodes 205 amino acids. The record is from RefSeq and is a predicted model, not a curated record.